Molecule: messenger RNA, 1138 nt
Organism: Phyllopteryx taeniolatus (common seadragon)
Lineage: Eukaryota; Metazoa; Chordata; Actinopteri; Syngnathiformes; Syngnathidae
Product: RING finger protein 212B-like
Exons: 12
Coding region: 1-780 (259 amino acids)
Biological process (GO): homologous chromosome pairing at meiosis; reciprocal meiotic recombination; protein sumoylation
Cellular component (GO): synaptonemal complex
Molecular function (GO): SUMO transferase activity
Source: RefSeq, a predicted model, not a curated record
AUGGAUUGGUUCCACUGUAACCAGUGCUUCUCAAGAUCAGGAUCAAAGUUUGCAGUGUCCAGCUGUGGACACAUCUGCUGCGAGGCCUGCAUUAAAGCUGUCCCAUCUCUUGUGAUUGUGCAUGUUCCCUUAGAGCGAUGUGUCAUAUGCGGAAACAGCUGUAAUUAUCGGCCCAUCACAGAUCAGAUGAAACCACAGGAAAAGGUGUUUUUCAUGGAUCCUGUGAAGCUCAUCCAGUCACGGCUCGAACACAUUUCACAGAUUGCCGAUUUUCAACGGACACAAAUGGAGAGAGCAACAGCGUACUUCAAGCACCAGUCAGUUGAACUGGAAAAACGUCUGAAAGAAGUCACUCAACAGAGUUACAGGCAAAUAGCUGAAUUGAAGAGAGAGAAUGCUGAUCUUAAAAGUCAAAAUAUGGAGCUAAAAAGAGAGAUGGCAGAGCUAAAAAAGCCUCUUUCGCAGAGGAGGGGUUCUCCAGGACAAUUUCAGACAAAUGGUGUUCAAAGGAUCUCUCUCCCUGUGGCUGUCACUUCUCCAGUUACCCCUCAUUUAAGAACUAUGAGUCACCUAGAUUCGGCAGAUUCCCCAAUGUGGACCAGAAACAGAGGUCUUGCAUCCCGUACAACUCCUGGAUCGACCACUUCUUUUUCUAGCCACAGCCCUCUACUCGGACAUGGACACAGGACUCCAACCUCCAUCAGCCCAUCUAUGAGAACCCCAAACAUUUACCAGUUUCAGCUGAUGACUGGCUUAUCAAUACACUCGCCGAGGCGUUAAUCAAACCCGCUCUAUUUGUAAAGACAUCAAAAUGUUUUUAUGGAAAAAAAAAUAAGCUGUAAUUAUUUUUGUACGCAUUUCAGUUGUUGCACUGUGUUGUUUUCCGUUAAGUAAUUUAACAGUCAUAAGAUCUCACUGAUCUGGUUUCUUCAUGGUGGUGCUUGUUUUUCCUGGGUUAGACACAAUAUAGCCACACAACAAAGUGUGAGGGGCAUUACCAUUAAUUUCACAAUGGCUUACAGAAUUCACUAUCAAAAUCAUAUGAAUUUAGAUGAAGCAGUGUUCUUACACAUACUAAACACAUCUUUGAAUUUGUUCCUGUGACAAUUUUGCAAAUGAGUUUUUUUGGGGAAAAAAA